AUGUCAGACGAAGAGGAAGUGUAGUAAGUCAUCUACUACAACAUUUUUUAAAUUUAUUAGCUAAGUUUAAGUUUAAUGCUUUUAUUUUUAGCAGUGAAGAAGAGGAGGAGGAAGAAGAAGUUGAGGAAGACGCUCCAGCUGAAGAAGCAGCCACAGCCCCAGCCGCCGAAGCCGCUCCAGCCGAAGAGGCGGCCGACGUCGAGGAAGGUGCUGAAGAAGAAGGUGGAGAUGAAGAGGAAGGCGGUGAUGAAGCGUAGGUUUCAACAUUUUUUGUAAAAUACGCUCUGGUAAUUAGCAAUUCUAAAAAACCAAAAAUUUUGAAAUUUUAAAAAUUUUUAGGUCUCACCACGAAAACCUUGAAUAUGCAGAAUUAGCUUAAAAAAAGAUUUUUUUCUAGAAGUGUAGGAUAAAGUGUAGGAUAAUUUUAAGCUAAAUUUGUAGUAUUUAACAUUUUAAAAUUAAAGGUAUUCGAAAAAUAAAAUUUUGGGCCCCACCACGAAAACCCUGAUUAUUAGGGUAAUUCUUAAAAACACAAUUUUUUUAGUUUUUUGGGUUAAAAUUAGCUUUUAAAACCGUUUUUUUUAUAAAUCAACAUCCAAAACACCAAAAAAAUAAAAAAAUAUUUAAAUUAAAAAAAAUUAUUUUUAAAAAUUUUUAAAUUUAGUCCCCAAGAAGCCGAAAAGCCCCGACCACGUCCCCCACCACCACCAGAAGAGGAGCGUGAUCCAGCUACCCUAACCGAAGCCGAGCAAGCCAUGUUGGCGGCCAAGAAGCGUCAAGAGGAAGAAGCUGAAGCCAAGUCCAAGGACUACGAACAGCGUCGUCUGCAAGAGAAGGAGCAAAUCGAUCGUGAGUUGGAGGAGCUGAAGCAACGUCAAAUCGAACGUAAACAACAACGUGAAGCUGACGAAGCCGAGUUCGCUGAGCAUCGUCGUGCCGCAGAAGAGCGUCGUCGUCAGGAGGAGGAGGAGCGCAAGAACAAGAUCGAGAACGAGAAGCGUCGUCGUGAGGAGGAGAAGCUGAAGCGUCAACAGAUGAUGGCUGGUUCCUUCGCGGGCUUCGGCGGAGCUGUAGAAGGCGGCCGCAACUUCACCGUGACCAAGAGUGAAGGUGGAGAAGAGAAUGCGGAAAAGGGUGCUACUGGACCAGUCGGACGUCGUGGACCAACUAAGGAACAGUUGGAGGAGGCCAAGAAGAACUACUUGGCUAUUGUUGGAAGACCGGUCGAUUUGACUAACAUGUUGCCAAAUGACAUUAAGAACAAAAUCAAACAACUUCACGCUAGGAUCGUGAAGCUGGAGGGAGAGAAGUACGAUUUGGAGAAGCGACAGGGAGCACAGGAAUACGAUGUAAGUUGAGUGUUGGUUAAAAAAGGGCAAGUGUAAUGAGCGUUACCUAAAAAGAGGAAUAUAUCAGAAGUGUUACCUAAAAAUAGCAUCAAAAACCUCAUUUUAGAGGUCAAAAACGGGCAAACAAUGGUCAUUUUCAAGCAAAAAACGACAAUUUUUAAGCUAAACCCCACUUUUUUUCAAAUUUUUUAACUUAAAGUUACAGUAUAUAAGCUCCAAAUUACAGUACGUAAAUAGCACAAAAAAUUGUACCAAAGUCAAUUUAAAAUUGUCACUUUUCAGCUCAAAGAACUCGGUGAACGUCAGAAGCAAGCCGCCCGUAACAAGGCCCUGAAGAAGGGUGAGGAAGUUACAGAAGAGAUUGGCAACUUGCCUGUAAGUUACUGUAACUUUUAUUGAUUGUAAAUAAUAGCCCAUACAUAGGGCAGAUCAUAAUAAUUUUUUGGAGGUCAAAAAGUUUGUAGAAAAUGAAAAAAAUUGUCUUAUAUUGUGAAACAAAGAUAAUUUUGGGCACUUUUUUAGAGUUUUUAGUGCUUUUUUCUAUGUAUUUUUUGACCUGUGGUAAAGUAAAAAGUUUUGACGGUAGAAUAUGUUUAGUAUUGCUUGUAAACAUUGUAAAAUACGACAUAAAAAAUAAAAUAACUUUUUUUUAGCCAAAGAUUACUGUUGCUUCCAAAUUCGACCGUCAAGUUGAUCGUCGCUCUUAUGUUGAUCGUCGAGUCAUGUUCGAAAACGUAAGUUUCUUAUUGAUAUAGAAGGGGUUUAGCAAGGUAAAAGUUGAGACUAUUGCAAGGCUUUAGCUCAGCUUCACUCCUAUGAUAGGACUUAAAUUCUGGGUUACUGUAACAUUGAGUAAGGCAGGUUUACUGUAAAUAUUUUGGUAGAACAAAGCUAGUUAAGACAAAGCAGGGUAGGGAAAGCAAGGCAAAGGGGGUCAAUGAACAGAAGGGUAGACUAAGGUAGGGAAGGGCAGUUCAAGAGAAAGCAGGGCAGGGCAAAACAAUGUAGAGGAGAGUAGAGUGAGGAAGUGUAGGAUAAAGUAAAAUAGGAUGAAGUAGGGUACGGUAGGGUAGGGUAGGGUAAGGUAAGGUAGGGUAGGGUAGGGUAGGGUAGGGUAGGGUAGGGUAGGGUAGGGUAGGGUAGGGUAGGGUAGGGUAGGGUAGGGUAGGGUAGGGUAGGGUAGGGUAGGGUAGGGUAGGGUAGGGUAGGGUAGGGUAGGGUAAGGUAGGGUAGCGUAGGGUAGGGUAGGGUAGGGUAGGGUAGGGUAGGGUAGGGUAGGGUAAAGUAGGAUAGAGUAGUUGUUUGUUGUAUACUGUACAUUUCCAAAAAAUUUCAGCCAGUGACUAAGCCAGCGCCGUCGAUCGCCCACGGUACCGGACGCCCACCACCGGAGUGGGGCCGCAAGAACCUGGAAGAGUUGGAGACGCUUCGCAAGAACCUUGAGCCUCCAAAGUACGUGGAACAGGUCAAGGCCGAGGGUGAUGCUGCUCGUCCACCAGUCCAGCCAAUCCCACUUCAGAUCCCGGCCGAAGACUUCGAAGCCCCCAAAGCCGUAUGUUUGUUUCUUCAGUUUGGUACACCUAGUCGUGCUUACGACCAUAGAUUGCCUUGGAAGCUGUGGUAUUAGUGGUGCAAAAUGUUUUUGUUUUGUUGGUUAUGUAGGCUUAAAAUAGGCUUAAUAAGCCUAAAAUACGUUUUUUUUUACUAAAAAAAGUCAUUUUAAAUACUUUUCUUUUUAAAACUUUUUCUGCUGCCAAACCGUAAAAAAAUGAAAAAACUUUCAUUUUGCAACACUUUGCUUCAAGAUCUGUCACUUUACUACAAUAUAAUACUUUACUUUACCUUUCGUUUUUAACAUCAUAUACGGUACUGCUCCCCAUCACUUCACAAAUCACAUCUUUCUUGUGUUAAAGCACUGAACAAAUAAUGUAAAAUACGUUUAUUGAUCUUACAUCUAAAUGACUUUUUUCACAUCUAUGUGACAUGACACAUUGAUUUUGAAAGAAAUGAGAAAUUUUUUAAAAAUCGAUAACGAAAUGUCAAACAGAUAAAAAAGUGACAUUUCGAUUUGGACUUGAUUUUUGUAAAAUACGAUGUGGAAAGUAUUUUCAACCUUUUUUACAUUUUACACGGGAUUUUCAUUUUUUUGCAAAAGUUUUAAAAAACCGAUAACGAAAUGUCACAAACCAAAAACUUUUUUUAUAGGCCACAACUAAGGCUAAGGCUAAAAAUAAGGUUUGGGUUAGAGUUAGGGCUAGAACUAGACCUAGGGUUAUUAUUUUUUAUGGUUUUAUUUAGUUUUAGAAGUUUUGUAACGAAAUGUCAAAAAAAUCAAUAAAGUGACAUUUCGUUAUCAAAUUUUUGAAAGUUGCUAAAAAACAAAGCUGAAGCAACUAAAAAAACUUUUUAAAAGGUUUAAUUAAGUUUUUGUAUUAUUUUUUGACGAAAUGUCAAAAAAUCAAUAAAGUAACACUUCGUUAUCGACUUUUUAAAAAUUGCUAAAAAUUACAAAAAAAAAUUUAAGAAAUUAAAAACGUUGCCUAAAAAACAAAAAAAACUAUCUAAACAGAAACUUUUUAAAGUUUAGGUACACUAGGCAUAGGUUAGGCUUAUACAGGUUGUUGUUUAUUGUUACUGCUGAAUAAAUUCUUUUGUUCGUUUCGUUGGAUUUCUUUAUUAUUUCAAAAAACCUUUUGUAAUCUUACUAACACUAGUUUCCACUAAACCUUAUUCUAACUUUUUAACAUUUUUUCUACUUUACUUUAAUAAAAAAUGGCAUUUUUAGUUUUUGCACGGUGCAAAGAUUUAAAUUUUAAAUUUAACUAAGUAAAAAUCAUUUUGAGUGUGAUUAACAUUGUUUGAUGUUGAUGUGAGCCUACAAAUUAAAAUUUUAAAAUUUAAUAACAUUUUUUUUUCAAUUUCAAAAUUUCAGGAAGAGCCAGCCGCUGAAGGAGAAGAUCCCCCAGCGGAAGAAGUCGCUGCCUAA
Molecule: messenger RNA, 4335 nt
Organism: Bursaphelenchus okinawaensis
Lineage: Eukaryota; Metazoa; Nematoda; Chromadorea; Rhabditida; Aphelenchoididae
Source: the annotation of a GenBank genome assembly